CUAGAUUUGAAUUUCGAAUGUUGUGACAACCGUUUGCGGCUUGCGGUAUCUAUCAAGGGAAAGGAAACACAAUAUUAUUCUUGUGAUAAUUGACACUAAGUUGUAAAUAUUACUGUACUAAAAUGAAAUCCACACGUGUAAAACCACCUGGUUCAGCUCGUAAACCAAUAGGUCGUCCAAAGGGUAACAAUAUGUUGUCUAAAGAUCCAGUGCAGGUUUAUUGUCGGUUAAGGCCAAUGCAACAUCCCAUAGAUGUGUCAUGUAUGAAAGUUCUAUCGGAUACAACUAUAGCUAUUACUCCACCGGAAUCGGCAGUAAAUUUUCGUAAUACUAGCAAUAAAGAAAUUCAAACAACAUUCAGUUGUGUAUUCACACCAGAUACCACACAAAAGAAAAUCUUUAAUGUAGUUGCUCUUCCAUUAGUCGAAAAUGUUAUUCGUGGUAGAAAUAGUCUUUUGUUCACUUAUGGUGUAACAGGAAGUGGAAAAACAUAUACAAUGACCGGUGAACCACAAGAUGCUGGUAUUAUGCCCCGUUGUCUUGAUGUCAUCUUUAAUAGUAUUGCUAAUUAUCAAACAAAAAAGUUUGUUUUUAAACCAGAUAAAUUAAAUGGCUUCGAUAUACAAAGUGAAGCUGAUGCAAUGCUUGAUAGACAAACUGAACUUCAUGCAGGACUCACAUCUCAUAGAAAUGGAAAAUCAGGCAAACCAAGAAAAGCAGAAAGUGAUGGAGAUAGUAAUCCAAUGAUAACUCGUGAUGUUGAUGAAUCGCAAGUAGUAGCAGUGGAUCAAGACAAUGCAUAUGCAGUGUUUGUUACAUAUGUUGAAAUAUAUAAUAACAGUGUAUAUGAUUUAUUAGAGGAUGAAGACAUUAGAACUAAGACAUUACAGAGUAAAAUAGUCAGAGAAGAUGGGAACAAAAAUAUGUAUGUACAUGCUGUAACAGAAAUUGAAGUAAAAAGUUCAGAAGAAGCAUUUGAGAUAUUUAACCGUGGCCAGCGAAGAAGAAGAGUAGCACAUACUGCUCUUAAUGCAGAAUCUAGCAGAUCACACAGUGUUUUUACCAUUCGUCUUGUACAAGCACCCUUAGAUUGCGAGGGUGAGCAAGUCAUACAAGAUAAACGUGUAAUAUGUAUUACACAAUUGUCCUUGGUAGAUUUGGCUGGCAGUGAGAGAACAAAUAGGACCAAAAAUACAGGACAACGAUUAAGAGAAGCGGGUAAUAUUAAUAAUUCAUUGAUGACUCUUCGAUCAUGUUUGGAAAUUUUGAGAGAGAAUCAAACUCAAGGUACAAAUAAAAUGGUACCCUACAGAGAUUCAAAGCUUACUCACUUAUUUAAGAAUUACUUUGAUGGAGAGGGACAAGUGAGAAUGAUCGUCUGUGUUAACCCAAGAGCAAACGAUUUUGAUGAGACAAUUCAAGUUAUGAAAUUCGCGGAAAUGACACAAGAAGUCCAAGUAGCUAGACCAAUGGUUACUAAAUUAGAUCUCGGUUUUACACCUGGAAGAAGACAGGCAAACAAGUUGUUUAAGGAAGCGCGUAGUAAACUAGAAAAGGAAGGUCGUCCCGAAGCUGCUGAUUUAGAAGUUGACAUAGGACUGGUAUACAGUUUGGGUGGUCCAUUCCCGGAACUGGAAGUUACCUCUCCAUGCAAUGAUCAAAUAAUUACUAACUUAAUGCACUUUUUGGAACAGCGUAUAAAUAAACGGAAUCUACUACGUGCUGAUUUACAACAAAAACAAAAUGAUCUUAGGAAAACCUUAAUGUCAAUGGAACAAGAGCAUAUGAAUUUAAAAGUUGAAAAUGCAUCUCUAAAAGCAAUUAAUUCACAACAAAAAAAGAAGGUGUCUGCAUUAGAAGGUCAUCUAUGUAAAAGUGAGGAACAAAUCGAUAGUUUGCUUCGCAAAUUAAAUCACGCGAAUGAUACAAUCCGUGGUUUACAACAAGAGUUAAAAGACAGAGAUAUGGCGUUAAAUCAACGGUUAAUAGAUAAACAGAGAGUAAAACAAAAAUAUAAUACUAAAAUACAAGUGGAAACUGACAAAAUGAAUAGAGAAUUAGAAAUAAAAUUACGUCAACAGCGUGAACAAUUACAGAAUCAAAUGAAGGAAAAGGAUAAUAAAUUGAGAUUGGUAAAGCAAAUUUUAGUGGAUGAUAAUGGUAUCAUUUCUGUACCUAUUACUCCGAAAGUUACGACUAAUAAUUCUGAAACAGUUACAAAAGGAACAGAUGGUCGAUCACGAAGGGACAAGGCAACCGUUUCAAAUCCAAGGCACAGACGUUCACAAAGCGCUGACAGAUGGAUUGAUCACAGACCAGGAGCACUCGUUCCUUUAGGGACAGUUUUACAACCAUUAAUGCGUAGAAGACGCAGCGUUACACGACUCACAGAUCCAAAGGAGAUUACAGAUGGGGCGUCGAGAUAUUGUCUCGUUGCACAAGAACAUGAUACGGAUGGCGAACUUGAAACAAAAUUGUAUAAGGGAGAUAUAUUGCCAACUAGUGGAGGUGGUGCGCAAGUUGUAUUUAAUGACAUGGAAUGUUUGAAACAAUUAUCUCCAAAAGCGCGCAAACGUAGUGGUCCAGCAGACAUAGAUAUACACGAAAUAGGCACGCCAAAUCAUUCAUCUACACUUGUGGAAACACAUUCUAAAAGGCCGCGAGUAGUUAAUUAAUGAAUGUAGGAAUAAUUUGAACUGCUAUAAAACUGAAAGUUUUGUGUAUUACUGGUAUCGAUUUAAUAAUUUAUUUAAUAAUACAGUGUAUGAAUUAAAACAAUGAUAUAUAAAAAGUUAUAUAAUACUUCAUGCAUAAUACUUUGGUAGCAAAAUUGAAUCAUGACUAUGCAAAUAGAAUUUUACAAAAUGUGUACAUUCGCGAUGUUUUUAUAUGUAUUUUACAUAACUUUUAAACCAUAUGUUUGUAGAAUAAAUUCUUCCGUAAUUUGUAAAUAAUAAAUAUAAAUUAUAUUCAUACACUAUAGUUAAUUUAAAGUGUAGCAUUUGCAUGGAAAAAUAAGUAGCUAUGUUUUUAAUCUAUUAACAAAAUUUUCUAUUCGGUGGCAUGUACUAUUAAUGGCAUAAAGUAUUAAAUAGUAAAAUGUACACAUAAAGAGUAAUAUUAAUGUAUCGUGAGAAUUAAAACUUUUAUACCAAAUAUUUAUACACAAUGCAUGAAAAUAUAAAAUUGCACUUACAUGUGUGCUCCUAAAUGUAAGUUAAAGUAUUGUUAUAAACUCCUGGAAGAUUUUUAAUGACUGUAUCAGUAUUGUAUUUAAUUAUAAAUGUUGUCUUCUUAAUUGAUUGUCCAAUUGUGCUAACUGAUGAAGAAAACCGUCGUUUGGUCUUAUAAAACGUCUUGAAUGGACUGUUCUAACGGCAUCAACAGCCAACAUUCCUUUUUUUAUCAUUAGAUAUGCCAAUACACAAGUUGCACUGCGAGACCUUCCUAACACACAGUGUACGAAAGCUUUACCUGUGGAGAAAUUUACAAUAUUAAAGGAUGUAUUUUUUUACUAUAUAUACAUUAUAAUAAUGUAUUAUAAUUACCAUCUGCAGAAACAGCUUCAUCAAUAAAAUCUGCAGCAGUAUAAAAGUAUUUGCUAAUAUCUGUACUGCACAAGUCGGCAAGUGGUAAACCAACAUAUUUUAUUGUUGUAUCUUUAUAAUAAUUAGCAUCAGUAUUUACAAAACCAAAUCUUUUUCCUUCUGCACAAUUAAGUAAAUGUGUUAUACCCAACAUCUGAAGAUACUUUUUAUUUUUUGCCGUAGCACUAUAAAAUAUUAAAUGUAAUUUAUCUUCUGAUAAAGUACUUAUAUAUGACAGAGGUAACAUAAACUAAGUACUUACGUAUCGCCAAUAUAUAUCCCUGGAUAUACUUCAUCGCAAUCAAUAGUUUGUUGGAUACGGUAAUAUUGAGUAUCAUCUUUAUUAGGAUCAAAUCCUGGUAUUGGAUUAUUUUCAGUUUGUGUUUUAUGCAAAGUUUCUAGUAAUAAAUGUUGGGUGGUUUCACCACCAGGUAACUUCUUCUGAAAGUCCUGGCAAUAACAAUUUUAUUAAAUAACAUGAUGAUAUUUUAUAUUUUGAUAUGAAUAUUGAUCCGUGGACAUAUAUUUUGCAAAUAUUUAAACAAAAUUGAAAUAUUACCCGGUCCCUAUCUCUCCAUGUACUUCGCAUCGUGCGUAGCUAAAGUGAACUUAAAAAGAACCCGGGAAAGAAAGCAGUAUUGCCGACCGUACAUAUUUAUUUUUAAAUGUUCUUACGAAAUGUUACACACACUAAAUAUAGUUUCUUAUAUCGUGAGACUGAAAGAAACUUUUGUAAAGCAAUAGGGGAUUUUAACAUUUACAAAUUAAAUAAUAGUAUCUAUAAUAUAUACUUACAUUUCCAAGAUUCCUCUCCAUCGACAGAGGUUAUUUACGAUUUAUUUGCAAAUCGACCUGAACACAAUUGUGAAACGACAGAAUUGUAUAAAAUAUUUAUAUUUGUAGAAGUACAAUUCUGAUUAUGACGCAUCAAUUACAUCACAAGUAUCUGCCAAGUUGAAAUCCUUGUUUAUAUACGAAUCGAGUCAGUCAUACGAAUACAUAGACAGUAUAUUUUACUUGGUUCGUACAAUCGAUGUAUAGGAAAUAUAUAUUGGCAAUUUUCUUUCUUCAAAUUACAUCUUUAGCUCCUAAAAUAUAAUACGCUAUAGAUACGUUCAUGUAUUAAAAAUAUAAAUGUAUACAUGAUGAACAAUA
Nomia melanderi (Alkali bee) is the source of this 4742-nucleotide messenger RNA. Its product is annotated as kinesin-like protein KIF23. Lineage: Eukaryota; Metazoa; Arthropoda; Insecta; Hymenoptera; Halictidae. Gene Ontology annotation, cellular component: nucleus; mitotic spindle; spindle microtubule. Gene Ontology annotation, biological process: microtubule-based movement; mitotic spindle assembly; spindle elongation. Gene Ontology annotation, molecular function: ATP binding; plus-end-directed microtubule motor activity; microtubule binding. The record is from RefSeq and is a predicted model, not a curated record.